CUGCAGCAGUUCGAGUGUGGAUGAAACAUUGAAGUGCAUCUCUUUAGGGUCUCGGAGCGCUAGCUAAAUCAGUCCGAGUUUAGCGAAAACAUCACGGAGGAGCUGCGCAAAGUUAUCUGCGGAAAGGAAAAUUCUCCCUUAACAAGGGCAUCUGCCUCGCUCUCCAGCCAGCAGCAUGAUGAAGGACUGUCUGCAGUUUCUUAUCGAGCCGGCCAAAAAGCUCAAGAUCCGACUCAAGGAGUCUCGUAAGCGAGUGAAACUUGAGAAGAAGGAGCCACUGUUGGAGAGUCAGUUAUUUAUCAUGGAAUUAGCCCGAGAGCUCAACAGAAUUUGCCAGAGGUCAAACAUCCUCGGCCACAUCUGGACCAGUGAGGACAUCUGGCCGGCCAGUGUGUGCCGUGAUUUCAUUGUGGAAUGGGCUGCUGUGUUGGAGAAGAGAGUACAGCCGAGGAUCAUCCUGUCUGAAUACCAGCAGGAGAAACCAGAGAAGAAAGACUGGAAGGGACACCUCCUCUGCAUGCUGGAAGCAGGGGGGGAGUGCGACAUGGGGCCCCACAAAAGAGUCAUCAUGGACUGGACACGGGAGAUAAAAAGCAGACCUCAGCCCACCGUCUGGCCCGGCGAGCCUGUGCUCAUGAUGCUAGACGACCUGGAGUUCCAGUGGAAGAGGGGUCGUCUCCCCAACCUGCUCCCAGCCAUGGAGCUCGUCAUGCUGGCUGUGAUGAACGCGGACAGCCUCGUCAAGGAGGACAUGACUAAACAGUGGCUGGUGAGAAAGCAGAGGAGCCAGAAUAUUGACACUGUCCGCUACAUCCCCCACAGCGUCUGGAAUUGGAUUUGCGAUGCUGCAGAGGAAGUCACUCUGGACUCAGACUCGGCCAACCCAGACCUGCUCAUCUCCAGUGAUCAUAAGCGCAUGCGGUGCGGCCUGAAGCGCCGGGAAGUCCCGCGGUGCCAGCGGCGCUUCGACGGCUGGUGGUGUGCCGUGGGCCAGGAGGGCUACACCUCCGGACGCCACUACUGGGAGGUGGAGGUUGGGGAGCGGGACUGGCGGCUAGGUGUGGCCAAGGCGUCCGGGGUGAGGCAGGGCUUCCGCCCGCUCACCACAGCCAGAGGCUACCUGACCCUCCGCCUGGAGAGGGGCACAGAUCUGAAAGCCCUGACGGUACCCGCCACCCCGCUGUCACAGAGCCUGGUGCCCAGGAAAGUAGGGGUGUACCUGGACUAUGAGCAGGGCCAGCUGUCUUUCUACGAUGUGGAGAAGCGCUCCCACCUGUACACCUACAACGAGAAGUUCACAGAGGAACUGUACCCCGUGUUUGGGACUGUGGAGUCGGUCAAAGACCUGGUGAUAAGGCCCGCAGGAGUCAGACAGCCGUGCCUCUGCCCCGGGCCCUGCCUCUGGAAUUGAACUGCUUAACACACUCCUCAGUCACUCCUCAGUCCUGACCCUCAGCAGCCCACAGAGUCUGUGCUUUUAUUCUGGUCUGUGAUUUAGUGAAUUUGAAUUGUGUGCUAAUUCUGGACUAAAAGUGUGACUCUUUCUGUGAGGUUCCUUUUAAGGUCUCACAGGGACAAGAACCGCCAUCAUUCUGCAGUACACUUCCUGCAACACUAGAGAACUUUUCCCGCUUCGGUCCCCCUACAGGUUGGAAGCGGAAUUGUCCCAUUAUGUCUUAUUUGAACUACAGAGCCGCCACCCGAUCUGGCAAACUUGCGCAGUGCGGUUAUAGCCGGAAAAGGGUUGCAAAGCGAAUGCAGAAGUGCUGUUCACCCUGUUACGAGUUGAUUUUGGAAACAUUAUUUUAAGUUAUAAAAUGUUCUAGUGUUGCCUUGUCUUUUUUCACAAUGCCCAAUAGGCUUUGAGAGAGUUUAGUCCUCAACCCUCAAAGACCCAUGUGUUUGGUUUUUUUUCAAGUGAAAAAAGAAUGCCAAUGCUGGUUUUAAUGUCACAAUGGAGAUAUGGAAGUGUAUUUUUUGAUUGCUUUUUUUAUUACUUAUAAUUGAAACGUGCGAACUAACUUGACAAAUGUUAUAAAAGCAUGAAGGCACUAUGGAAGGAGGUGCGACCAGCCACUUAGAGCCUCAGUGCAGUGAAACAUUGCAGCUGCUGAAGGCUUGCUAAAAUGCACAGGCAGAUAAUUACAGACUGGGUUGACGCAUGUGAAGAGUUAAUUCUCAGUGUUUGCUUUUUUUGUCUCCUGCAAACAUUUGUCAGGCUUGUUUUGGCAGCUGUGUUUGUGUUUAUUGUUUAUGCAUGCAAUAUUAAGAUGGCUCCC
Molecule: messenger RNA, 2279 nt
Organism: Perca fluviatilis (European perch)
Lineage: Eukaryota; Metazoa; Chordata; Actinopteri; Perciformes; Percidae
Exons: 10
Coding region: 176-1411 (411 amino acids)
Molecular function (GO): protein binding
Source: RefSeq, a predicted model, not a curated record